GAGCUCUGAUCCAAGUUUAUGAUUUGAUUAUAUCUUUUGGUGGGGUUUGAAAAAUUAUGGAAAUAUAAAAAAAAAAUAGAAACGUGAAGCAAAAGGAGAUGAGUGGUUAAUAAAGAAUUGAAGAAUGCUCUCUCUCUCACACACACUUUCGUCAGCGUCUUCCUUUUACUAUAGAUAGCAAACUAAACCAAAACCGUUCUUUCUUUUCCAUUUUUUCCGUCUGGGUUUCAGUUUCUUUUACUCUCUCUCUCUCUCUCCUCUUCUGGUUGGUUCUGGGAGAAAAAAAAAGAACUUGGUUGAACAAGAUGAUUCGUAAUGGAAUCUAUGUUGAUGUUUCUUGCUGACAACAACAGCAGAUUUUGUUUUGUUUUGCUUCAAAGCAUAGAAGCUGCAUUUUUCUUCGUUUUAUCAAAAAAAAUGUCGAAUCUUUCAGCACGAACAGGAAGAGACCGUCAACGUUAUGACAACAACUUCCGUCUCGUUUCUGGGUGCAUUCCGUAUAGGGUGGUGAAAGAUGAAGAGGAGUCGGAUGUUGUUGACCUUGAAAACAAGCUUCAAGUGCUUAUGGUUUCAUCUCCUAACCGACACGAUCUUGUCUUCCCAAAGGGAGGAUGGGAAGAUGAUGAAACUGUUCUUGAAGCUGCUUCUCGUGAAGCUAUGGAAGAAGCAGGAGUUAAAGGAAUACUAAGAGAAGAUCCAUUAGGAGUUUGGGAAUUUAGAAGCAAGAGUAGUUGUGAAGAAGCUGAAUGUUGUGGUGGAUGCAAAGGUUAUAUGUUUGCGUUAGAGGUGAAGGAAGAACUUACGGCAUGGCCAGAGCAAGAAAACCGCCAGAGGAGAUGGCUGAAUGUUAAAGAAGCAUUGGAACUGUGUCGGUAUGAGUGGAUGCAGAGUGCUCUUGAAGAGUUUUUAAGAGUAAUGACAGAAGAUGAUGGAAGGGCAAAAGAAGAAGAAGAGACUCUUUCCCCUUCCACCAUUUCAAAUCCUGGAGAACGUCAAUUAGAUUCUCGCUACUGCUUUGUUGUUAACUAGUUUUAGCUUUUGCAGUGAGGUUAAUUCCUUCUUUAAAUUGUCUACUCUUGUGAGAGCUGCACAAUCGCAGUUUGAUGCUAAUCAUUCGUCUAGGUAAAAGACAAGUAAAUGUAAAAUAUAGAAUGGUUUGUUUCUCUGAAAUCUUUUCUUUACCAAUCAUCAAUCAUAACUCAAAAGAAAUAGCCAGUUGAGAGUAUACAAAAUACAAGAUUACAAGAGUAAUAAUCAAGACAUCACUUAAAACUCUACGGUUGCAAUAUCCAGGAUGAUGUUAUAGAAGCAUCAAGCAUCCCUACAAAGCUUCAGCU
This is a messenger RNA of Raphanus sativus (radish), 1337 nucleotides long. RefSeq names its product nudix hydrolase 13, mitochondrial. The record is from RefSeq and is a predicted model, not a curated record. The transcript has 7 exons. Gene Ontology annotation, cellular component: nucleus; cytoplasm. Gene Ontology annotation, molecular function: pyrophosphatase activity. Lineage: Eukaryota; Viridiplantae; Streptophyta; Magnoliopsida; Brassicales; Brassicaceae. The coding region runs from base 316 to 1029 and encodes 237 amino acids.